ACGAUCAAUAAAUUCCACAAUUAAACUGUUGCAGCUCGCAGUACAACACAGACAUUGUUUACCGGUUGCAAUUGAUAUAAGUUUUUUGAAAUUUUUUAAAAAUUAAUAUAUUUCAUUGUUAAAGUUAAAGGAGAAGAAUGUUAACAGCUCGACUCUUAGAGUUUACUUUCAGUUACAAAAAUGGCUAUGCCAAGUAAUGUGCUUAUACGCAAUUUAUGCUCUGCCGCGCAAGCAAAGGUGAAGCAUCACAAUAGUUUCAAGACCUUGCAAAUAACUACACCGAAACCAUUUGUCUUCCAUGUAGAGCUGCACAGACCCAAACGGUACAAUGCCUUCAGCAAGGAAAUGUGGAUUGAAAUUAAGAACUGCUUUGACGAGUUGGCUGUCGACCCCGAUUGCCGUGCAAUCGUCGUAUCUGGAGCUGGAAAACACUUUACUGCAGGCAUUGAUUUGACUGAUGUGAUUAGUUUGGGAACUGAAAUGAGUGAUGUAGAUGACGUAGCACGUAAAGGAAUGAUUCUAGGUCGUACAAUUAAAUUAUAUCAAGAAUCCAUGAGUGCAUUGGAAAAUUGUCCAAAACCUGUCAUAGUUGCAGUCCAUUCCGCUUGCAUUGGCGCUGGCGUUGAUUUAAUAACUGCAGCCGAUAUACGUUACUGCACGACGGAUGCAUUUUUCCAAGUGAAAGAAGUCGACAUUGGCAUGGCUGCUGAUGUGGGUAGUUUACAACGUUUUCCCAAGGCAAUUGGCAGCCAAUCCUUAGCGCGUGAGUUAUGUUACACAGGCAGACGUUUUGAGAGCAGUGAAGCAAACAGUUGUGGGCUCGUUAGCAAAGUAUUUCCAGACAAAGAUCAUAUGUUACAGAGCGCUUUAGAAUUGGCAAACAAUAUAGCUGAGAAAAGUCCGAUAGCUGUGCAAGCUACAAAAGCAAAUGUAGUUUACUCACAGAGUAGACCAAAUCAAGAUGGAUUAGAUCAAAUCCGUGAAAUGAAUAAAUUAUAUUUGCAAUCUGAGGACUUUGUAAAUGCGGCCAGUGCUCAAUUAACAAAAGGAGAAAAGCCAAUAUUCUCGAAACUAUAAAUUAUUAAAAAAAUCUUAAUUUUUAUAAUAAAUGCACGUGAAAUAAAU
Teleopsis dalmanni is the source of this 1125-nucleotide messenger RNA. RefSeq names its product delta(3,5)-Delta(2,4)-dienoyl-CoA isomerase, mitochondrial-like. Bases 181 to 1077 code for a protein of 298 amino acids. NCBI's taxonomy places the organism in Eukaryota, Metazoa, Arthropoda, Insecta, Diptera, Diopsidae. The record is from RefSeq and is a predicted model, not a curated record. Gene Ontology annotation, molecular function: delta(3,5)-delta(2,4)-dienoyl-CoA isomerase activity. The transcript is spliced from 6 exons. Gene Ontology annotation, cellular component: mitochondrion.